CAACGCAGUAGCUACAGCACGACCCCAGCUCGACUGCGAUCGUUCACGGAUUUUGCUUCCUACGGCCAUAUCGCCAAGUUUCAGUCGAUUUUAUUCGACUCCCUUCAAUAAGGAAAGCAUUGUGGACGAAUUUGACAUCAUCAACCACCAACACAGACAGCGAUGCCACGCUCAAAACGAAGGCUUCAUUCGAGGUCCGGGUCCAGGUCGUCUGUCGGCGGCGGCGGCGGCGGCGUUGGACGAUACGAGGAGAAACGUUUGAAGCAUCAUACAGAGUCCGGCGACGGCUAUAAGAGUGCGAGGAAAUCAAACACAAGCUCGUCCCGUAGAAAACGGAAGCGUUCAGAAGAGUCUCAUCACCAGCGCAGCCUCGGUUCCACCAGUGGCGGCCACAGGAAGAACAGAUAUCGGGAAGAGAAGCAGCCGAGGCGUCGCGAGGAUUCACGGACGUCACGCAAAGACAGAGAGCGGGAGCGAGAGCAGCACCGGCCGGAAGAUCCCAAAAAGCACACCAGCAGCGCCGUGAGGAACGACUCGGACGGACACUUGAUAUACCAAUCCGGUGAUGUACUGCAUAAUAGAUACAAACUGUUAUCUACCCUAGGUGAAGGUACUUUUGGGCGAGUGGUCAAAGUGAAGGACACGGCCAAGGAACAAACGAUUGCCCUGAAGAUCAUACGGAACGUGGAGAAGUAUCGCAAGGCGGCCAAGCUGGAGAUCAAUGUGCUGGAGGAGAUCAUUGCCAAAGAUCCGUUCGGACGGUACCUGUGUAUCCAGAUGCUGGACUGGUUCGACUUCCAUGGGCACAUUUGUAUAGCGUUCGAAAUGCUCGGACUGAGCGUGUAUGACUUCCUGAAGGAUAACAAAUACGAACCCUUCCCGAUGGAGCACGUAAGACACAUGGCCUAUCAGUUGUGUUUUGCAGUUAAUUUUCUGCACAGUAUAAAGCUCACGCACACAGACCUAAAGCCAGAAAAUAUUUUGUUCGUCAACUCCGAGUUCACGACGGUGCCCAGCAAUAGUACGAGGAAAAGUCGAGAAGUCCGCCACGUCAAUUGUAGCGAUAUACGGUUGAUCGAUUUCGGCAACGCCAUCUUCGACCAUGAGUAUCACAGCACGAUCGUGUCGACGAGGCACUACCGGGCGCCGGAGGUGAUACUGGAGCUGGGAUGGGCACAACCGUGCGAUGUCUGGUCGAUCGGGUGCAUUAUGUACGAGCUUUACCUGGGUAUCACGCUGUUCCAGACGCACGACAACCGAGAACAUCUCGCGAUGAUGGAACGUAUCCUCGGUCCCAUUCCGUAUCGCAUGGCGAAGAAAACGCGCACUCGAUACUUUCACCAUGGCAAGCUCGACUGGGACGAGAAGACGUCGAACGCGCGGUACGUGCGCGAAAACUGCAAACCGCUCGCCCGCAGUGCCAUUUGCGAUGCUCCUGAACACGCGCAGUUGUUCAACCUCAUCGGCCGGAUGCUCGAGUACGAUCCGAACGAUCGGAUCACGCUUGCCGAGGCGCUCGAUCAUCCCUUCUUCGCGAAACUACCCGCACACCAGAAGCUGCAUCUACAGCAUCGAUACGGCAGUAAUGAUAAAAGUACGUCCUCUUCCGUACCGGCGGGUAGUUCACGGGACUUCUCGCAUAGCCUUUCGAGAUGAAAAACAAAAGAGCAUGCGCUGCUGUUAUUACCGUUAUUGGACGAUCUUGUCGCUGCUGCUGGUGGAAGAAGCUAUGUGACGAUGAUAAUAUUAGAGAUACACUGAUUCGCACACGCGCAUGCACACAGACCUGAACCCAUAAUUACUUUAGCCUGUUGUAAACCGACUCUCCUAGCUUGCAACCCCCGACCAUAAAAAAGCAUACUCAUUAAAACGAUCUUUACGGAAAGGAAAAAAUAGAGAAUCCCAAGAAUCAUCUGAGAUAGAAAGUAACUGUUCAGAAAAAAAACCGAGCGAAAAGAAAAAACCACGAGUGUGAAAAUGUUCGAGGAAAUAUCACAUGAUU
Messenger RNA from Anopheles coustani, 2002 nucleotides. RefSeq names its product serine/threonine-protein kinase Doa-like. Gene Ontology annotation, biological process: protein phosphorylation. Gene Ontology annotation, cellular component: nucleus. Gene Ontology annotation, molecular function: ATP binding; protein kinase activity. The record is from RefSeq and is a predicted model, not a curated record. Lineage: Eukaryota; Metazoa; Arthropoda; Insecta; Diptera; Culicidae. The transcript is spliced from 2 exons. Bases 163 to 1656 code for a protein of 497 amino acids.